ACAUAAAAUAUUCAUUUUUUCUUCCAGGAAGAGCCAGAAAUUGUUUAGAUCCCACAAAUCACACACGUCUAUAGGCAUUAGCAUAACAUAGCUGUGUACUUCAUAUAAUACUGACCAAGAUGACGCUCAAAAUCGGAAUAUGCACGAAGCAGGAUCUCGACGAGGCGAUGAAGCUGCAGAAGCGGGAGCAGUACGAAGAUGAGCGCAAGCGGCGCAUCUUCAAUGCCAAGCAGCGUCUCUACGGGCUCGACCUCGAAAUGCUGGAUCGCCAGAUCCUCGAGAAAAAGAAGCAACGAACGGCUCAGAUGGAGUGCGACAAGAAGUUCGAGGAGCAAGAGCAGCUGCAGAAGCGCCUGAUCUCCGCCCAGGAGAAGGAGCUGGAGAAGAAGCAGCGCGUGGUGGACUCGGAUCUCAACUACUAUCGCUGCCGCUAUCAGCGCAAGGAGCAGCGUCGCGAAUUCGACCUGAAUGACCCGAAUUUCCUGAAAAAGGCACGUCCCACCAGAGUCGCCGACGAUGACAUCACGCUGGGCGUGUCCAGUGCCCAGAUCUUCCACGGCGAGGAUCUCUACAACUCUGACCGGAAGUUGCGGCAGCGGGAGCAGCAACGCGCCUGGCUGGAUCAGCAGGUGCAGGAACGAAAGAAGGCAGAGGAUGCGCGCAAACAGGCCGAUAAUCUGCUGAUGGACAAUGUCGGCUGUCGGGACAAGCAUCUCCAGGAGAUGGCCAAGUCGGAUCACCAGAUGCGCAACCAGGUGAUCCAGCGAGUGCGUCAGUUCAACAUGAACAUGGCCAAGCAAAAGCAACUGGAACGCGAGCGGGAGAAGCGUGAAAAAUACGAGGAUGACAUGGCCGAGAUCUACAACAUGCUCUCCAGCGACAUGCUCACUGAGAAUCCGGAUGUGGCCCAAUCGCGCACCGAUCCGAACAAGAAGAUUGCCUUCAUGUACCGCGGCAUGACGCCGGAGGAGCUGCGCGUGUUCCGCCUGGGACAGGAGCAACAGCUCCGCUUGGCCACGCAGCGCAAAACGGAGGCCCAGAUGAUGGACAAACAGUGGGAGCAGUAUGCCAUCAAUAUGGACCGCACCCUGGUGCUCCAUCAGAUCGAGGAUGAUCGCCGGCGCAAGGCGGAAUUCGAUGAGCUUAUGCGAGCCAACUCCAAGUUGGCCGUGGAGCAGGAUCAGCAGCGCAAGGAAGCCCUUGUGGCCCUGAGCAAUGCCGUGUCCGAUGAUUUCUACGAUCAGUUCAACAAGAACUCACGUUAGUUGGUUCAAGAAGAAGUUCCCAACGAAAAUCUUUAAAGUAUGAUGAACUGGACGCGAUUGGGAAGUUGCCUCACCAUCUUGCCGGUGGAGCAGUUUCGCACACGUGUCCAGGACACAUACAAUUUCAGUACUUUGCUGGGAGUUUUAAUUACAGAGAAAUUAUAAUGUUCAAGUUCA
This is a messenger RNA of Drosophila subpulchrella, 1442 nucleotides long. Its product is annotated as RIB43A-like with coiled-coils protein 2. The coding region runs from base 120 to 1265 and encodes 381 amino acids. NCBI's taxonomy places the organism in Eukaryota, Metazoa, Arthropoda, Insecta, Diptera, Drosophilidae. The record is from RefSeq and is a predicted model, not a curated record. The transcript has 2 exons.